Messenger RNA from Penicillium lagena, 1605 nucleotides. RefSeq names its product putative F-box protein (Pof7). Gene Ontology annotation, cellular component: SCF ubiquitin ligase complex. The record is from RefSeq and is a predicted model, not a curated record. Gene Ontology annotation, biological process: SCF-dependent proteasomal ubiquitin-dependent protein catabolic process. Gene Ontology annotation, molecular function: protein binding. The coding region runs from base 1 to 1605 and encodes 534 amino acids. The transcript has 2 exons. Lineage: Eukaryota; Fungi; Ascomycota; Eurotiomycetes; Eurotiales; Aspergillaceae.
AUGGAGGACAACGCCGAGCUCGAGUCCUUUCGCCGACAGUGGCGGGAGGAAGUCGCUCGUCGGUCAAAGCCCAGAGAUGGAACUCGGACUACCUCAGGAGAAGUGCCUGCACCGCCACCGACACGAUUCCCGCCUACGCGCCAUGAGGCAUCAGACCGGAAGGAGGUGGAGGAAGAGGGACCACCCCCGGCCUCGUUUGACCCGGAUGCACUGGCCCAGCAGGUCGAGCAGCUGAGCGUGGAGGAAGAAGAUGGCGAUGAUUUUACCCGUCGCAAUAUCAAAGAGCCCAGCUCGGCCCUGGAGCACUUCGAACGGGCAGUGGAGAAAGAGGCCGAAGGGAGUCUCGGCGAUAGUCUUCAGCACUACCGAAAAGCAUAUCGGCUGGAUUCCAGUGUCGAUAAGACGUAUCGCAACAAGCAUUUCGCCCACGUAUGGAAGAAGCCCGCACAGCCCGCCCCAACAACCCCGGCAGCACCGGCACCAACGCAAGCCUCCGCAGAGGAAGAGGAAAAACUGUCGACGCCAGACCUAAUAGCGUCAUUUGCCCAUUCCCCCAUUCCACGGGCGGAUCCAAUUAUUGAAAACACACCACCGCCGCCUUGUCCGAUCGCCAAUGUUCCGUCCGAAGUCAUAGUCGAGAUUUUGAGACACGUCGCAGUGAGAGAUCCGGCCAGUUUUGGUCGGAUGGCGCUUGCGUGCAAGCGGCUGGCGUUUCAUUUUGUCCAUGAACAACAUGUCUGGAAACGGGUUUGCCAAUCCCUUCAGUUCGGCUUCCAGGGAAUGCAUUACUCCUUCGCAUGCGACUUGCACGGCCAUCCCACUUACACCCUGGGUCCACGUUAUACUCCGUUUCCUGAAAAUGCACCAUUGGAGAUUCCUAAACCAAUGUCCUCGUGGAGCCAGGUGUUCCAGUCGUUCCCCCGGAUACGGUUCACUGGCAUCUACAUCAGUACUGUCAAUUACACCCGACCCGGUGCUGCAUCUUUCUACCAAAACGUGUCAUGGAACAGUCCAAUUCACAUUGUGACCUACUACCGGUACCUGCGGUUCUACCCCGAUGGAUCAGUCGUUUCGCUCCUUUCCACCACCGAGCCCGUCGAUGUGGUGCCGCACAUCAGCAAGGAAAACAUGAUGGCCGCGCGUGCGACUUUUCAGAAAUAUCACCAGCGCCAGGUCUCAACAGACCACGGGCAAUCGAUCUCGGGUGCAACCGACCCUGUUCCCCCGGUAGCCAUGGCGGCACUGAAGUACGGUCUUCGCGGGCGGUGGCACUUGGCCUCGCCAGUCCCGUCUCCCGAAACCUCAAGUGACGACCAGAAGCCUGCAUUUGGAGCACAACCGCUCUCUGAUCCGCGCGACCUUCUUAUCGAAACCGAAGGCGUCGAUCCCAAGUAUAUAUACACGAUGCAACUGUCCCUCCGCUCUCCGACGGCGUCACGGGCUGCCCCGAGCGGUGCGUCGCCGCCCAAUCAAUCCAAGAACACCAAGCUGGUAUGGAAAGGGUUCUGGAGCUACAACAAGCUCACAGAUGAUUGGGCCGAGUUUGGUCUGCGCAAUGACCGGGCAUUUGUCUUCCGCCGGGUGCGCGGCUGGGGACUUGAUUAA